This is a messenger RNA of Ochlerotatus camptorhynchus, 13425 nucleotides long. Its product is annotated as dynein axonemal heavy chain 2-like. The record is from RefSeq and is a predicted model, not a curated record. Gene Ontology annotation, biological process: cilium movement involved in cell motility. NCBI's taxonomy places the organism in Eukaryota, Metazoa, Arthropoda, Insecta, Diptera, Culicidae. Bases 1 to 13425 code for a protein of 4474 amino acids. Gene Ontology annotation, molecular function: dynein intermediate chain binding; ATP binding; minus-end-directed microtubule motor activity. The transcript has 27 exons. Gene Ontology annotation, cellular component: axoneme; 9+2 motile cilium; dynein complex.
AUGGCGGAUAAUGCAGGACGCGAUCCAGUGCCGGAUAAUAUCAGCGAGUUGUCUAGCUUUUCGGAUUCUAGUGAUGAAGGAAAGAAGGUAGUAGAAGUAGUGGAAGUAGCCGAGGAAGAAGCAGAUAAACCGGCAUAUAGCGAUGAAGAUUUUGAAACGCUCCUAGGAUUCUUCCGUAAUAUGAUCUAUCUUUUUGACUACGACGAAAACGAUUUCAAUGACGAAGUGGCGGAAGUUAUCAAACUGUGGCUGACCGAUGUCGAUAACCCUUUGCUAUUCAUUUUCUACGAUGGGGACCUGCUUUCCGCUUCGCUUACCUUUCCGACGUGUGCUUUCAAUGACAUCAUGUACUUCAUGCGAGAACCCGAUCAACUUUUCAAUGUAAUCGAACGAUUCCACGAUGAUCUAAUGUUUGGAACAUUACACAACGAUAUUGAAGGAUCAUUACUGGUACUGCUAGAACAGGUGUAUGGACCACUUAUUCUAUCUAAUACUGAGUGGUCGGAAAACGUGAAAGCCCAUGUAGUAGCAGGAUACAAUACAUUCAUGACCUAUUUAACCGAUAUUCAUUACAAGUUGUCCGGCUUUACUCUUCUCUAUGUACCCCGUGAGGGCUCAAAUAUGGAAGUUCAAGAAGUUGUCCUUAAUCGAACACUAAUCAAGCGCCUAGAAGCGGUGGUAAUCGAUUGGACCAGUCAAAUUCGAUCUACCAUCAACGACACACAACAUUUCGUUCCCAAUGACCUUAUCUGUCCGUCAGAUGAGUACAGCUUUUGGUUAUACCGUCACGAAAUACUAUCUGCGAUUCAGAGUCAAUUCAGAAGUGCCAACAUACAACACAUCUUGAAAAUUCUGGACCUGUCCCAGUCGCUUUACACCAAACCUUUACGAGAAGUUUUGGACGAUCUUAUGAAAGAAAUUGAAAUGGCUGAAUCCAACAUUCCUUUCCUGAAGCUGCUGGUUGAUCCAUGUUUCGCCAUUCGCUCUCUAGACAAUGAGGAUGACCUUUGUUCGCAGCUCAUAUAUGUUAUGAACAUUAUCCGUUUCAUAGGAUUAGACUCAUCUCACCUUCGUCAAGAUGAGUCCAUCACAAAGCUGUUCCUAUACUUAAGCAACGAAAUUGUUUCCUGUUGCAUGCAAAGCAUCGAUAUUGAUAAGAUUCUUUCUGGAUCUCCCGAUUAUGGCAUAGACAUUUGUAACAUCAAAAUUAACUGUUGUGAAUCGUACAAAAUUAUCUACGAGGAGAUGCUCGAACAUUUCAAGCGUGACUUCACGUGGAAAUUAGAUUAUGCUGGUAUUUUCAAUAGAGUCGACUCCUUCAUGCAAAGACUGUAUGAUACAUUGGAUAUCUGCAACGCGAUGAAAAUAUUUGGAAAAAACAGCGGUAGUAGCUCUUAUAAAAAUUAUCAGUUCUCAUGCAACAAUGCGGCAAUGUAUGAAGAUAAGUGCAAUCAGGUACAAGAAAUCUUCACAGCAGGCAUUGAAAGAAUCCAGUCAGUAUCGGGAUCGAUCCUGGAUAUCAACAACAAAGAAUGGUACAACUAUAUUGCGAAUUUUCGUGAAAUGUUGAAAAAUCUUGACGACAUCGUUGAAAACUUACUAUCAAACGUUUUUCUUGUGGCCGAAAAUUUGGAGGAGAAAAUCAAUGUGCUCAUAACUCUGCUUAAUUUUUACAAAAGAGAAAACAUCAAAGAAAGCUAUAUGAGGAAAAUUUCGGAAAUUUGGCAUACUUUUAAAGAAGAGCUUACCACACUUUCAAAAACUGUUUCAUCCGGGAUAAACCAUUACCCAACAUUAUUUCCCCGAAAGUCGGGACAAUAUGCAUUGCUUAAAAUUAAAUUCGAACGAAUUUGUCGCCUCAACGAUUUAUUAGAACGCUGUCGAUUUUUGCCUCAAUACAGCGAAAGUGAUGACAUUCUCACACUGUUUGAAUCAUGCGAAAAGCAAGUGAAGAUAGCACUCAAAACAUAUAACGACAGCUGGAUCAAAUCAAUAAGCCCUGAUCUUGGUGCGUGGUACCAUAGGAAUCUCAUCUGCCGCAGUCAAGUGCGUCCUGGUUUAUUAGAAUGCCACAUUGAAAGACGCAUGCUUGUGAUAUUUGAAGAAUCUUAUUAUUUUAAAGUAUCAGGAGCCACGGUACCGAGUUUUAUCGAUAUGGAAAAAAAUGAUAACGUAAAAUUAACAUUCGACAAUGUGAUCCGAAUCAUUUUAUACUUCAACAACGUGGUGUCAUCUAUCUCUGACAAAGAGCGCUUGUUUUUCAAACCUUUGAUUCAACAAACUGAGAGGAAACUAGAACCACUGCGAGGAAAGCUUACAUGGGAGGAAGAUCUCAGUGAGUUUAUUGACAAUUUCGUCGUCAACGUCAAGGAGCUGUUGGAUGUAAUUCAAGUGUACAAGAAAGAAAACAUCAAGAUUGCUCACUGGAUGGAAAGUAUAUACAAUUUGCUUCUGUUCAAACUGAAGCAUGAACAUGCCCAGCAACUAGUUGAUUUCACGAAUGACAUAAAAACGCAGAAAAAAGCAUCAAUUUCGGAGUUGGUUCGAGUCUAUUCAGAGACAAGUAAGCACAUUUUCUGUAUUUAUGAGAAUCUAGGAUCAAACCUCAGAAGAAUGGGAGACAGCUGGGCACAGUAUGUCCAAAAAAUCGACCAUCUUUUGAAAGCUGCCGUGUUUAAUUCUUCACUGAACACACUGGAUAACAUUCGCACAACUUUGCAAAGGGAGUCAACUCCAAUCUUGAGCAUUGAAUUAAUGUUGAACAAACAAGGUAUAGCAUACCAACCUCCACUGGAAUCAAUUGAGACGGCAUUAAAACGUUUGCCCACUGAAGUCACAUCUAUUAUAAAAUUCAUUCCUAGCAUGUGUCAGCGGUUCCAAAUUGAUUCUGAUUUCAAUCUUUACGACGAAUUCCUACAAGAUAGUAGAUUUCAACAAGUUGAAACCAACAUCCAUGGAGAAAUUUCCAACUCUUUGGAGGAACUUCAUACCUUCAGAGAGAAGUGGAAUGUGUUUCGUCCGUUUUGGAGCAUCAAUCGACAAGUUUUCAUUGAAAAGUUCAAGCUAUCAAAUAUGACUUCAGAAGCAUUCCAGAAGAAUAUUGAAAAAUUUGAGGAACUUCUAAAUCAACUAACUACACAGCAAGAUUCAACAAUUUGCAAAUGCGUGGAAGUAGAUGCUUUGAAGCUUAAAUAUGCCAUUACUAAUCAUAUUAAUGACUGGCAAGUGAAGUACAUUGAAUAUUUGAAGUGUGUAUCAUACGGGCGUAUAAUUGAGUUUCAUAAUAAAUUAAACCACAACAUGGAUGCUCUGAGUGUCGAGCCAGUAGAAGUUAAGGAUCUGAAAGUGCUUGAGGAAACCUAUCAAAGCUGCUUCGACAACAUACCAGAUUCAAUAGACGAGAUUCAGACUAUUAUAAAGUACUUCAAUGUAUUGGAAGCGUGUGUGCAAGAUUUGCUUCCGGAGGCAUACAACCUGCGACGAAACAUUCAUCAAAAUUGGCAGCGGUACACGGAAUAUUUGAACAUAGUAAAGGAGCAAAUAGAAAAUUACCAAAAUCAGUUUAAGCUAUCAAUGGCAAAUAAUGCAGCGGACCUUAAAGUCAAUGCACUAGAAAUGCUGAAAAUGCUGGACGAAGAAAUGCCUACCAGUGAAGAGAUCAUGCCGGAAGAGGCAUUUUCUGUAAUCGAGCAUCUAAUCCAUAGGUUGGAGCAACUGGAAGCUCAAGAAAAAGACAUUAAAGAAAAGCUUGCGUUACUUGGUGUUGAAUAUCAUUCACUGGAUGUUAUUGUCGACAUUCGACGGAAAUUAGAAGGCAUGAAGCUUAUUUGGCAAUUUGUGAAACAAUGGCAAGAUACCAAGCAACUUGUAUUUAGCGAGCAAUACGGUACAAUGAAGAUUGAAGAAAUUGAAAACAAAAUAGGCUUCAUCGAUUGCCAUUUUCUGAAUUUAAACGAUACGCUGACUCAAGAUAUGGAAUACCCUAUUUUCAAAGCAGUAAAAUUGGAAGUACAAAACUUUCACAUAACAUUUUCAAUGAUGGUACACAUGAGAUCAUCACAUAUGAAGGAACGUCACUGGAGAGCAGUGGAGGAAAUGACUAAUCUCGAUUUCAAGUAUAUUGAAAUAAUAUCUUUUGAAGAAAUGAUUGAUCGAGAACUUUACCGCUACGAAGAAAUGUUAAGUAAGUUGUGUUAUGCAGCUCAAAAGGAGUUUGAAAUUGAAGUGGAGCUUGCUACGGUAGAAAAUGCGGCACUAUCGAUCAGAUUCAAUGUACAACGAUCAUCAAAAGAUACAUUUAAGAUUACGAGUACGGAAAAAUGUUUCUUGAACUUAAAAACAAACAUCACUGUGAUCGAUCGCUUGCUACAGUCACCUUAUAGAAAGCCAUUUCAAGAAAAAAUCAACUGCUGGGAGACGAACCUAAAUUUUUUGAAAGACCUGCUUGAAGCACUUAUAUUAAUCGAAACGCAAUGUAAGCCACUAUACGAAAUUUUCAAGACAACAGAAACUUCCCAAUAUCUCAACGAUUUUAAUCAAACGUUCAAGAUGUGUUACGAAAAAUGGUCAAAUCUACUUGAAUUUAUAACAAGAGCAAGCUUACUAAACGACAUGUGUCCUCAAGCACAAGCGCAUCUGCAAAACGUUGAAAUAUUGCGAAAGAAAUUUGAUGAGCUGGCACAAAAUCUUCAACAACUGUUGGAAAAUCAAAGAAAUCUUUGUUUUCGUCUAUAUUUGGUUCCCGACGUUCUGUUGAUCAAAUUGAUUGCUUUUCCGACUAAUGUUGAAUACAUCCAGCAAAUAUUAUUUUAUACGUUUGAGAACAUCAGAUAUGCCAACAUCAGACAACUUGAUCUGCCCCGAAAAUACAAGAGUUGGGAAAUCGAUGGCAUUCAAACUGUAGAAGGAGAGAACAUAACUUUCAAUAAACCAAUAAUUGUAGAAGCGGUACAAGAUCCCAUUGGUGUCAUAAGAGAAAUAGAAAAAUCAAUAUUCGCAGUGUUGAAGGUUUCCUUACACAAAUGUCUGCUUCAGUUGAAACAAAACUACUUCAAGCGUAUAGAACAUGGAUGGUUUCGCCGUUGGACAUAUCAAGCAUUACUCAAAAGUACACAUAUUGAAAAUACCUUGCAUAUAAGAAACGCUUUGGUUCAAACUAACUUAUUGGGGAAAUUCAAACCGCUCAAAAUGCUGCGAACAAUGCAUAACAAGCUGUUGAACGAGUGGAUGACUUCAAAGCUUAGUACGAUCAACUCAGUAGAAGUUGUGUUGGCUGAAAAAAAGUACGAAAGUUUGCUCAUAGCUGAAAUUAAUACGAGAGAUGUUAUUGAAAACCUGAUCAAAGCAAAAGUGUCCAGUAUAUCCGAUUUUGAAUGGACAUCACAGAUUCGGUCAUACUGGAAUGACGAAACAAAGAGUUGCUCAGUAGUUCAGUUGGCCAGCGUGUUUCCGUAUGGUUAUGAAUGUAAGACAUGUGAUGAACCAAUCUUAGUUACUCCACACUCAAACCGGAUGCUGAUGACAGUAACAAAUAUUGUGAAAUCGAAAUAUGUUCCAUAUCUGAUUGAAUACUAUAGAGACAGUGGUUUUCAACUUCUCAAACAACUGGCAAUGGAGAUUGCUACAUUAUUUGUUACUCUCAGUUGUGACUCCGGCUGGGAGAUUUCUGAUGUAACCAGAUGCAUUAAUGGUAUUAGGAAGCUGCAAGCAUGGAUUUGUUUCAAGAACAUAGAUACAUUAUCUUCCCAAGUUCGAAGUGCAUUAAAUGCAGUUAUACGAGAAGCAUUUGUGGAAAAAUCGAAACAGACAGUAUUAGACUUGAAGAAUACGAAACCAUUAACUCAGUUUCAUAUAUUUGCAACAAUCAACAGUCGUGUCGACCCAUUACCAGAAAUCGAACGUUCUAUUAUGAGACCUAUUUAUUCAACAUUACCGGACCAAAUAAUUUUCAUACAAAACUUGCUCUGCUGUUAUGGCUUCAAACAAUAUCUAAAGCUAGGAUAUUUGAUAAAGUGUUUUCUAGAGUACAUACAAGUACUCAUUUCAUCUCAGUAUUACUUAUGGACACCCAACAGAAUACAAAAUGCAAUACGACGAACCAAAAAUAUAAUUCGCAAGGAAAAAUAUACGGAAACCGAAAUCGUAGCUAUCGCACUGAAGAAUGAAUUUAUUUCAAGCUUAACGGAGAGCCAGGAGCAUUGUUUUACAAACUGCAUAAAUUCCAUAUUUUCCUAUGAAAGACGCAACGAUGAAGCUGAAGCGAAUCUGGCUGAGAAUAUCCUAGCAGCUUUACGGUCCUUAAAUCUAGUGCACUCAAACUACUCAGAGGUUAAAGUAAAGGAAAUACUUUCUGCCUUGGAGAUCAACCGGCAGCUGAUUAUUACCGGUGAAGUUUGCAGUGGGAAAACACACCUUAUCAGUUUAGCAAUGCAAAUACUUUCAAACAAAGGCACAUGUUUCAAGCGGUACUAUGUAAAUCCUAUGACACUCACUAUGCCACACGAUAGAAAGUCAUGGGACAAGGAAGCAUUCGACCAAAUUUUAACAGCUAUUCUAGAAUCAACAACUCAUAAACAAAAAUGUAUCAUAUUAGAUAGCCUCCUGGACGAAUCGUGGCUGGCAAGCAUUGCAUUUGAUCAGAAUUGUAUCAGAAGUGACUCCCUGAAGGUUUUCUGUGAACCAAAAGAUGUCAACAUAAUUAUUGAAACGGUCGACUUACAAUUUGCUACACCUGCAUCGUUAGCGAGCUACACAAUUAUCCACGUCGAUAACAAAAAUGUAACAUGGAGGCAAAUAAUAAGCAUUUGGUUGGAAACUAAGAUAUGGAAUGAAAUUCGCAUCAAGGAUGAAUUGCAGUGCUUGACGGAAAGCUAUUUGGAAAUAUUUUUGAACUUCAAAAAUAAGAACUGCUCCCAGACUCUUCCACAUACCAACGCAUCUAUUAUUCACACAUUUUGUGAAUUAUUCCAAAAUAUAUUCUCCACGUGGAGUGAAGAAAAAAUUCUCAAAGAUGAAUUGAAUCUAAUGGAUGCUAUCAGAAAAUUAUUUUUCUUCUGCUCCGUAUGGUCUGUUGGAGGAAUGAUGAAUGAAACGGAGCGGCUGAAAUAUGACGUUUUAUUGCGAGAACAAGUUUCAGACAGUACAGCAAGCUUUCCGCUAAAGGGUAAUGUCUUCCAAUACUUUAUAUUAAUCACCAAUACUACAUCGAGCUGGAUACCGUGGAAUGAUCAUUACGUAAAACAUUCAAACAAAAAUGUAGCUUCAAGCAAUUUUGUAUACACAUCGGAGAAUAUGCCUUACCAUUUUGUUUCGUCGAUAUUAAUGAAGAGCCACAAACCGUUGUUGAUAACUAGCAACACAACAGUAGGAAAAAGCGCACUAAUUCAAAAUAUUCUAACAAAUACAAAUGGAGAUGAACAAAAUGUUUGUUAUAGUAACUUUACGGACCAGACAUCAGUUCAUUCCUUAAGGCGUAUUCUGGCACACCAUUCCAUAAAAAUAUCGCAAGAAAUUUUGUAUCCCAAAGAACGGAAAAACCUAGUAUGGUUCAUCGACGAUUUACAUAACGUUGCUGAUCUGCAAACAGUGGACGCAUGUGAAUUUUUAAGGCAUUUAAUUGAACAUCGAUCAUGGCAUGAACACAAUCAUCCACAAUGUCUCAAGCAAACUUCAAUUGUUGCAGCUAUGAGGAAUAGGAUUUCAUUGCAUCAAUGCGGAACAUCUUUUGCACGGCUUCUUAACCAAUUCCAUAUAAUAAAUCAUGAGAACUAUAACGACGAAAAUGCUGCAUCAAUAUUUAACAGAAAAAUUAAGUCCAUCACACAGAUUGAUGUUACAAGAACAAUUUUAAGCUCACUACCGUCAGCAACCAUAGAUUUGAUUAGAAAACUGUCAGCACGCUUGCCACCUACACCAGUAAAGCCAAGAUAUCAAUUUUCUUUGAAAACCAUCUCUAGAAUUUUGGAAAAGUGUUGCUUAUUGAGUCAAAAAACAAACUUGGCUGAUUCAAGUAAUUUUCUCAGGCUGUGGAUACAUGAAUGUUACCGAGAAACAUGGGAUCUGCUUGAUAAAACGGAUUACAAAAUAUUCUACGAUGUUUUCAACGACACAAUUUCAAGGUUUUUCGAUGCAACUCUACAUGGAUUGUGUCCAGGAAAUGAAAGCCCUAUUUUUUGCGAUAUAUUGUGUCAAGACUCAUCGUAUCAGGAUGUAACUGAUGUCAAUAUUUUAGCGCAACAUAUAGAAACUACUGUAGAUCCCAACUCCUCUCUGAUUGUCCAUCAUGAAGCCGUAAAACAUGCAUCCAAAGUAUUGAGAAUCCUAAAAACUGCUGCUGCUCACAUAGUUUUAGUGGGUACUAUAGGCAGCGGUCGUGAAACGAUUUGCCAGAUAGCGGCAUGUGCCUCGAAAAAUACUACAAUACAAAUGCUUGACAUGCAACCAGAUGACGACGAAGAAGUUGUGGAUUCUAAAGUGUUCAAUCUAUUCGAAUGCUGCAAGACAAACCCGACGAUGUGCGUUGUAAGGAUUGAUCAAUACAACGCAAUAAACAUCCACCUGAUGGAUAUUCUGAACAGCAUUAUUGUGAAUGACACCGUUGCAGGCUACUACCCAUGCUCUAGGAACAGUUGUAUCACUUUGGAGGAGAGCUCAUGGAAUCAAAUUAAAUUAAAUUUACACAUUGUACUGAUAGUGCCUAUGGAAAAAUAUCAGUACUGGAAAAUAUACAAUACCUAUUCUUCGAUGCUGUCUAAAACCACAACAAACUGCGUCCAUUCAAUGUCGGAGAAAAGUUUAAGUGAGAUCUCAGGAUGCUUUCUAUUAAAAAAUGUUGUAUUCGAUGUUCCUUUACUUGAUAAAUCUAAAUCGCAUCAUCAACGAAAACGGGAGAGCUUGAUACAAAGCACCGAAGAGCGAAUGCAUAUUGCUGUAUCUGAUGCAGUAUCAAGAAUUCAUUCGGCAGUAGCCUACGAGUUGAGAAACUCAACUGAAAAUUUAAAAGCGCUGGAUUGUUGGUAUUUUGAGCUUCUUCAUACCAUCAAAAGAUUUUUUUACUCAAAACGAGAAUGCUUAUCCAAUAUCUACAAUAAAUAUCACAAUGGUAUACAUCAAAUCCAAGAAGCAACGCACAAUGUUGCAAAACUUAAGAUAGACCUGGAGAAACAACAAGAGCAAAUAGCUUUAUAUCAACACGAACUUGACGAAUUCAUUGACAAUAUUCAAGUCCAAACUGCAAAUGCUGACCUACAAAAUCAAGAAGUGGCCAUCAAGCGGGAAACAAUUGGUGCGGAAGAAAUAAUAUGCAAAGAACUAGCAACUAUUGCUGAAGCUGAUUUAGAAAAGGCAAUGCCAGCAUUGAACGCUGCGAUCGCCGCACUUGAUUCAUUAAAUAAGAAAGAUAUGAAUGAGAUCAAGUCUUACAGUCGACCGCCAGUGAAAGUGGAGCUGGUAUUGAAUGCAGUCAUGAUUCUAUUAGGAAAGGAGCCAACAUGGGUAGAAGCCAAACGCCAAUUGGGAGAACAGAAAUUUUUAGAUAUUUUGCGAAACUUUGAUAAAAACAACAUGGGUGAAAAAACGCUCAAAACAAUUGGUGGUUAUGUGCGGAAUCCUGACCUCGAGCCAAAUAAAAUAGGAAUGGUUUCAAAAGCAGCCAAAUCUCUCAUGUUGUGGGUGCGAGCUAUAGAGAACUACGGAAAAGUUUACAAAUACGUAGGACCGAAAAUUAGAAAAAUGGAAGACGCCAAAACAUCGUUGCGUGAAAAACAACUGUCAUUACGUGAAGCAGAACUAAAACUCAUUGAACUAGCAGAACAGCUAUCGGCACUCAGAACUGAAUAUGAAAACAAAAUGAAAUGUAAAUUUGAACUUGAAGAUGCUGCACGAAUUAUGAUUUUGAAGUUAGAACGUUCUCAAGCACUAGUUGACGGACUGAGUGGUGAAAAAAUAAGAUGGACAAACACAGCUCAAGACCUAAAAACAAAAUAUUCUCACCUUAUUGGAGACACAUUAAUGGCAGCUGCAUCCCUUGUGUACUUUGGAACGUUACCAUGCACUGCGAGAGAAUCGCUCAGAAGUCAAUGGAAAGUCGAUCUUGAAGCUUUGGAGCUAACAUUUACGGAUAAUUUUUCAACAUUUGCCUUUUUCUACUCUACCGAUGAUUUGCAAACAUGGCAAUCCCUUGGACUACCCGAUGACGAGUUAACAGUAGAAAACGCAUCAAUACUUCUCAACAGUAAUGUUCGAGUUCCAUUAGUUGUUGACCCACAAGGAGAAAUUCAACGCUGGAUUAUAAAGUUACGCGGAAUGACAAAAUCUGUUCGUUACAAUCUUGACGAAGAUAUUACACAGCAUCAAAUUGAAGCUGAUGUUUAUGAACAAAAACAUCUUCUUGUACACAGUGUGCAGGAAACAAAUUUGCAUCACUUUGAUCAAUUGGAAAAAAUAUACCGAAAAUCACUGCAGAAACUAGAUAGGAGUCAAUGGAGCUAUUCUCUCAUCGGAACAACUUCUGAAAAUGUUCCAUAUAUUGGUAAAUUGAAGAAAACCGCAAACAUGAUCAACUUUAUUCUUGGAAAAUCUGGAUUGGAAGUCAAACUUCUAGCAACCGUUAUUGAGCAUGAGAACCCUUUCUUGGAAGAUCGUAAGGCAUUACUAAUUGAAACAAUCACAUCAAGCAAAGCAACGUUAGCAAAAUUGGAGGAUAAUAUCUUGCGAAUAUUGAAUGAAAGUCAAGUACCUUUGAUAGACAAUGAAGAACUAAUUGAAUCAUUGGAGUCCUCUAAACAGACAGCAGAAAGUGUAAAAAUAGUUUUAGAGCAUGCUGCAUCAACAAAAUAUGACAUUGAAAUUUCCCGUGAAACGUAUAGCCCGUGUGCUGCAAGAGCUUCCUUAUUAUUUUUCGUACUUGAAGACCUUAAGUGCAUGGAUCCAACGUAUCGGUUUUCACUUGACUGGUACAUUGCCUUGUUUCAUGAAUCUUUAGAAAAAAGCGGAAAAACUCAGAACAUAGAAGAACGCAAGGUGAAAAUCAUUGAUCAUCAUACAUUCAAUGUUUCUCGGAAUGUUUGCUUAGCGCUGAGUUUUCCAGAUCAGGUCAUUUUUACUUUCUAUCUAUGUGUACGACUUUUGUAUGAUGCUGAGACAAUGAGCGUGAGAGCAUUCAACUUUUUCGUACAUGGAGCUGACAAAAUUGAUCGACAUGAGCAAACAGAAAAUCCUAGUCCAGACUGGAUAAAUUCCGACCAAUGGGAUAAUCUCACUGAACUGGAUAAACUUCCAGGCUUCCGUGGAAUCACACAAUCAUUUGAAGAACACAACGAUGCCUGGAAAUUAUGGUGUUCAUCACCACAUCCAGAAAAUGAAAGCCUUCCGGAAAAUUGGGAACGUAAUCUUACCCUUUUUCAAAAAUACACAUUGGUUCGUAGUGUAAGACUCGAUAGGCUGGAACCAUGCAUGAAGAAUUUUGUUGCAAAUAAUCUUGGAAAGGAAUUUCUUGAUUUUAACCGAAGCACUUUAAAUGACAUAUUAGAAAAAUCAACGCCAGCCAUACCCAUAAUGCUGAUUUCAAGUGACAAUUACAACCCGUUACAAGAGGUUCACAAUUUUUCGAAGUUUUAUAAGAAAAAGUCCCACAAAAUCGUUCAAUAUGUGAACAUGAGUACAGAACCUAUGGAAAGUGUGGUGAAACAUUUGAAAAAAUGUAUACAAACUGAAAAAUGGCUUUACGUUGAUGAAUGUCAAAAAUCAAAAUCAUGGUUGUCGCAAUUUGAUCACAUUCUACAGUACCUAUGCACAGUUAACCCAGAAUCUAAGUUCCGCCUAUGGAUGCACGUGAACAAAGAAGAGAAGCAUUUCCCGGUACACAUACUACAAAAUUGCUUAAAAUAUAUGUGUAAUCCACCAGCGGGCAUCAAGUACAAUAUGAAAUCGAUGUUAGAACAAAUUGGAGAAGAACAAUUUAGAAAAAUAGAAAAAUCCAGGUUUCAUUUGCAACAUAAGAAGUUGAUGUUUACACUGGCAUUCUUCCACUCGCUUCUGAUUGAGAGAAAUAAAUAUCAAAGUUUAGGAUGGAAUAAGCCAUACCAAUUCAAUAUAAUGGAUUUUAAGCUUUCCGAACGAUUAAUUACUUAUUGCUUAGAAGAGUUGAUGGAAUCAAAAUACAAAACUAAUUUGCAAACUCAAGACACCAACCGCAUGCGUCAUUAUGAAGUAGGACAACAAAGCCGUCCUGAAGACUCCAUGCUGUGGCGUUUUAUGAAAAAUGCUGUGCUAGAAGUUGGAUAUGGCUCACAAAUUACAAACACGUGGGACCAACGGAUAUUUAAUACAUACUCCACUGAUAUUUUCCGCCAAGAAUUGAUAGCAACGUCUCAAUGUUCAUUUGUAUCCGAUGAUCAAGCGUAUAAACUACCUCGAGAUGGAAAUUUUACAUCUUACAUAAACUUCAUAACGAACCAACUGCCUCAAGAAGAUAGCAUUAAGGUGCUUGGGCAAAACGAAAAUGCAAACAUCAAAUAUUUGGAAUCACGGUCGGCUUAUGUUCUGCAGAUGCUCCAUCAGGUACAGCUUCAUGCGGAAGCAACACUGUACGAUCAGCAGCGCGGCAUAAUGGAUUAUGAGAAGGCAAAGAAAAUGGUAAUGGAACUGCUAAAGAAACUUCCUGUUUGUUUAGACUACGAUAAUGCUGCAAGAAUUGUGAGUGCAAACAAAACACCUGUUAAUGAAUGCCUGUUGCUGGAAAUAGUCCAAUACAAUGAGAUUAUUGAGUUAGUCAGGGAAAACCUUGAACAACUUAUGUCUAUGAUAUCCGGAGAAAACAGCCUCAGUCAAGUGUUCCUGGAAAUUUUGCUAGAUAUUAAACGAAACAAGGUACCUCAAGCUUGGAUUAAAUAUCUGACAGAUAAACACCUCUCAGACUGGGCAAUUGACAUGAAAAAUCGGAUCGAACAUAUUCGAAAAUGGUCUGAAUCUGGACAACUUUUAACGGAAAUAACAUUAGGAAAUCUACUGAAGCCCACAUUAUUCCUGCACAGUUUCAUAAUGAUGCAUGCGGAAAUCUAUAGCAUUCCGUUGACCGAACUCACGUGGGAUAUAACAGUGCUCUCCACAACAAAACCGAUGCUUCAUAUGGCACCUGCAGAGGGUUUCAUAGCACGAGGAUUAUAUCUUUACAACGGUGGAUGGAAUCUGCAAGACCAAUGUCUCAAACUGCCGCAAAUUUUAAAAAUUGCCAAUCCCAUGCCUCCUAUUUUGUUCAAACCAACUCGUAAAAAGGAUUCAAAUGACAAAUCGUCUUUUAGCUGCCCAUGCUUUUACAACUGUCAGAAGUCAGAUGAUUCGUUCAUAAUGACAAUAGAACUCAAUUCUGGAGACAUCGAAAGGGAAACAUGUAUUAAGAUGAACACUUGUUUAUUAUUAAAUUUAUAA